Salvia splendens (bonfire salvia) is the source of this 674-nucleotide messenger RNA. RefSeq lists its product as uncharacterized. The transcript has 2 exons. The coding region runs from base 1 to 447 and encodes 148 amino acids. NCBI's taxonomy places the organism in Eukaryota, Viridiplantae, Streptophyta, Magnoliopsida, Lamiales, Lamiaceae. The record is from RefSeq and is a predicted model, not a curated record.
AUGAAUCUUCAAAUGAUCGUCUCUUCAGUAGCUCCGCCGCCAGCUGUCGGCUCCGGAAUUUGUUUCCGGCGGCCCAGUGCGUCGCUUAAAACGAGGGUUAGUGACGCCCACCUCAUUUCAGCUUCCACAAAGCUCUCUUCUCCGUCUUCCACCUUUUUCCCCGUCCGAAAGGAUGUCAUUGGCAGCUUCAAAGCUUUUGAGAUCAAACUUGGUGAUAGAGUUUCUGUGUCCACAAAGGCGGAAAAUUACCUUGAACCUGAACCUGGGAAACAAGAUUUUAUGAGCACAGAUGCUUUGACAUUAAAAUUUGAGGAUGCUAUUUUCUUAGAACCAGCAUCAUCUCCUACUGCAAAGAAAUCGAAGAAGGAAGGUCCUGAGUCAUCUUCUGCUGCAAAGAAUUCGAAAAGGAAAAGAAUCCCAAGCGACUUAGCACUAGUGCUGCUUUGAUAAAAAGCGCUGACCAUUUCCAAAUCUUCAGAUAUCCUCUUGUAACAGAGUCUGCAAUAAAGGCAAUGUUGGAAUGUAACACUUUGGUUUUGUCGUCGACAAACGUGCUGAUAAAAAGAAUAUCAAAGAGGCUGCUAUAAGUAUGUUUAAGAUAAGGGUCAAGAAAGUGAAUACUUCGAUCACGCCUGAUGGAACCAAGAAGGCUUAUAUCAUGCUCCCACCGGAUU